UUGGAUCUCUGUUCCAUCGCUUUCUCAGGAGAAAUUCCCAGUUCCAUAGGUCAUUUGAAGUCUCUUAACACCCUAGGUCUUAGGGGUUGCAAUCUUCAUGGAUCGCUUCCUCUAUCUUUGUGGAACCUCACUCAACUAACCUUUUUGAGCCUGCCAUACAACAACCUUAACGGUGAGAUCCCAUCACUACUCUCAAAUCUUAAACAUCUCACUUCCUUUGAUCUUCAAUCUAAUAAUUUUACUGGUCACAUCCCGGAUGUGUUUGCCAAGUUUAUCAACUUAGAAUUUUUUUCACUUUCCAGCAAUAACCUGACAGGCCAAAUUCCAUCAUCAUUGUUUAAUCUAACACAACUUUCUCACUUAGAUUUGGCCAAUAAUAAAUUAGUAGGCCCCGUUCCUAGUAAAAUCACUAAACUUUCAAAAUUAAGUCUUCUAGCUUUGGCUUUUAACAUGUUAAAUGGAACAAUUCCGCAUUGGUGUUAUUCUUUGCCUUUGUUGACAGAGUUAGAUCUUAAUGACAACCAGCUCACGGGGUCAAUUAGUGGAUUCUCAACUUAUUCUUUGAAAUAUUUGUUUUUCUCCAAUAACAAACUUCAAGGUAAUUUUCCUAAUUCAAUAUUUGAUUUGGAAAAUAUUACCGACUUAGGUUUGUCAUCAACUGAAUUGAGUGGUCUUGUAGACUUCCACCGUUUUUCAAAGUUUAAAAAUCUAAUCUUCCUUGAUCUUUCUCACAAUAGUUUUCUCUCUAUUAACUUUCAUAGCAGUGUUGACUACUUCUUAUCCAACAUUGACGUUUUAUAUUUAUCUUCCUGUAAUAUGAGCACUUUUCCUAAAUUCUUAGAACGAGUUCAAAAUCUGCAAGAAUUAGAUCUUUCUAAUAACAAAAUUCAUGGAAAAAUUCCCAAAUGGUUUAAUGAGAAGCUCUUACUCUCGUGGAAGGACAUUCAAUAUAUUGAUCUCAGUUUCAACAUGUUGCAAGGAGAUCUUCCAAUUCCACCGUAUGGCAUUCAGUUCUUUUCAGUCUCAAAUAACAACUUGACAGGAGACAUUUCUUCAACAAUUUGCAAUGCAAGCUCCCUCUCUAUGCUCAUCUUGGCUCACAACAACUUCUCAGGCAUGAUUCCACAAUGCCUGGGAACAUUUCCUUCUCUUCGGGUGUUGGAUUUGCAAAUGAACAACCUUUACGGAAGAAUACCUAGAAACUUUUCUAAGGGAAAUGCGUUUGAGACUAUAAAGUUGAACGGCAACCGAUUGGAGGGACCUUUACCACAGUCUUUGGCCCACUGCACAGGACUUGAAGUUUUGGAUUUUGGAGAGAAUAACAUAGAGGAUACAUUUCCCAGUUGGCUUGAAACCUUACAAGAGUUACAGGUACUUAGUUUACGAUCAAAUAAACUUCAUGGUGUCAUCACUUGUCCCAGCACCAAGCAUCCAUUUCCCAAGUUGAGAAUUUUUGAUGUCUCCAAUAACAAGUUUAGUGGCCCCUUGCCAGCGUCAUGCAUCAAGAACUUUCAAGGAAUGAUGAAUGUUAAUGAAGGCCAAACUGGUUUGAAAUAUAUGAGUCACUACAGAUCGUUAUACAGAUCAUAUAAUGAUUCAGUAGUGGUCAUAAUGAAAGGUGAGUAUAUGGAGCUAGUGAGGAUAUUAACUACUUUCACAACUAUUGAUCUAUCAAACAACAUGUUUGAAGGAGAAAUUCCAAGUGUUGUUGGAGAAUUAAAUUCUCUCAGAGGGCUUAACCUUUCCCACAAUGGAAUCACUGGUACAAUUCCACAAUCUUUGAGUAAUUUGAGAAAUUUAGAAUGGUUGGACCUCUCAUGGAACCAGCUGACAGGUGAGAUUCCCAUGGAUUUGACAAAUUUGAAUUUUCUCUCUGUCUUGAACCUUUCACAAAACCAGUUUGAGGGAAUCAUACCUACAGGGAGCCAGUUUAACACAUUUGAAAAUGAUUCAUAUGAAGGAAAUCCAAUGCUAUGUGGAUUGCCUCUGACAAAAUCAUGCAACAAGCAUGAAGAAUGGCCUCCACAUUCAACAUCUGAUCAUGGAGAAUCAGGAUUUGGCUGGAAAGCUGUAGUAGUGGGAUAUGCAUGUGGGAUGGUAUUUGGAAUGCUCUUGGGAUGUAAUGUGUUCUUAACUGGGAAACCUCAAUGGCUUGCGAGACUUUUUGAAGGGAUGCUUAAUGAAAGAGUGAAAAGGACAAGCAACAGAGCCCGUGCAAACCGUAGAGGAAGAAAUUAGUUUGAUACGGUUUCUUUUUUAAUGCAUAUAUGCAGUUUUCUGUAAUUUUAACUUCUCUGUUUGAGGAAU
Messenger RNA from Gastrolobium bilobum, 2307 nucleotides. Its product is annotated as receptor like protein 22-like. The transcript has a single exon. NCBI's taxonomy places the organism in Eukaryota, Viridiplantae, Streptophyta, Magnoliopsida, Fabales, Fabaceae. The record is from RefSeq and is a predicted model, not a curated record. Gene Ontology annotation, molecular function: protein binding. The annotation marks the transcript as partial.